Athene cunicularia (burrowing owl) is the source of this 900-nucleotide messenger RNA. It is a transcript of the gene NIT2, whose product is annotated as nitrilase family member 2. Gene Ontology annotation, molecular function: omega-amidase activity. Gene Ontology annotation, biological process: oxaloacetate metabolic process; L-glutamine metabolic process. The transcript has 9 exons. Gene Ontology annotation, cellular component: mitochondrion. The record is from RefSeq and is a predicted model, not a curated record. The annotation marks the transcript as partial. NCBI's taxonomy places the organism in Eukaryota, Metazoa, Chordata, Aves, Strigiformes, Strigidae.
UUAGACUUCCGCCUGGCUCUUAUUCAGCUUCAUGUAUCUGCUGUUAAAUCAGAAAACCUUCAACGAGCCUGUGGACUGGUGAGAGAAGCAUCAGCUAAAGGAGCAAAAGUUGUGGCUUUACCUGAGUGCUUUAAUUCUCCAUAUGGAACGCAAUACUUUAAGGAGUAUGCAGAGAAGAUCCCUGGGGAAUCGACACAAAAGCUGUCAGAAGUUGCAAAGGAGUGCAGCAUAUAUCUCAUUGGAGGAUCCAUUCCAGAAGAGGAUGAUGGAAAGCUGUACAAUACAUGUGCUGUUUUUGGGCCUGAUGGUGCUAUAUUGGCAAAGCAUAGGAAGGUUCAUUUGUUUGACAUUAAUAUUCCUGGGAAGAUACAGUUCAAAGAGUCUGAAACACUGAGUCCAGGGAAUAGUUUCUCCAUGUUUGAUACUCCAUACUGUAAAGUGGGCCUGGGCAUCUGCUACGAUCUCAGAUUUGCGGAGAUGGCUCAAGUCUACGGCCAGAAAGGCUGCCAUCUGCUGAUCUAUCCAGGGGCUUUUAACCUGACAACAGGACCAGCUCAUUGGGAACUGCUGCAGAGGGGACGAGCUCUUGAUAAUCAAGUCUACGUAGCGACCAUAUCUCCUGCUAGAGAUGAAAAAGCAUCCUAUGUUGCCUGGGGACACAGCACUGUAGUAAAUCCAUGGGGUGAAGUCAUAGCCAAAGCUGGGGCAGAGGAAACAGUUAUAUACACAGACAUAGAUCUGCAGAAGCUUGCAGAAAUACGUCGUCAAAUUCCUAUUUUAAGCCAGAAGCGUUGUGAUCUCUAUGGCAUAGAGAUGAAAAAGUGAAGUGGGUGAAGAGGCUGCUGCUCUUAUCUUCAGAAGGAUUCCCUUAUUAGUUGCUGCUAAAGGUGCCAGUUAAUU